GAGAGAGAGAGAGAGAUAGUAUACCGGCGGGCUGACGACGUGAAAGGAAACAUUCAACAUAGGACGGCUGAGCGCAAACACGGAAAAGGACGACGAAAUUACAUUUAAAACAAAGUCCGAACAACAACGACGAGACUGCGCGGUGGGCGGACACACGCAGACGGAAAAAAAAAACAUUUCCAAAAUCAAUUACCGCGUGUCGUCAUUAGUUUGUCAUCAGUCGCCGCCGAAACAAGCUAGCGCGCUAAACAACUUCUGCCAUUUUUAAUUGUAUUUUUUUUUUGGGCUGACUUUGUGUGUCCUGACACACACACACAUAAAAAUAACAAAACAAACAAACAAAAAAAAAAAAAAGUGUCCGAACUGUUCGAGCGAGUUGGCUUUGUCAGGACACAACCUGUAGUAUCUCGGGUAGGAGGAGGAGGAGGCACAAAGAGAGGAGAGCAUCCACGGGAGAAAAAAGACACUUCACUCGCAUCCUUUUUUUUUUUUUAAUUUGGGACAAUCUUCACCAUUUACCUGCAACAAGAGGGGUCCACGGCCGCCACCGCCGCCGCCACCGCCGCUUCCUCCUCCUUACCUCCAUAGAUCCACCUGCUCCUCUUCAGGGGGGUACCUGCCAUAAAUCCUUCUUAGUCCCCUCUUCCGAGCCCCUCUCUCCCGAUGAAGGAGGCCGACGCCAUCAAGCUUUUUGUGGGGCAGAUUCCCCGGAAUCUGGAGGAGAAGGACCUCAAGCCCAUUUUUGAGCAGUUUGGCAAGAUCUAUGAGCUCACUGUGAUUAAGGACAAAUACACCGGCAUGCACAAAGGAUGUGCGUUUCUGACGUACUGUGCGAGGGAGUCUGCACUCAAAGCCCAAAGCGCCCUGCACGAGCAGAAAACACUACCCGGGAUGAAUCGGCCAAUCCAGGUGAAACCAGCAGACAGUGAGGGCAGAGGAGAGGACAGGAAGUUGUUUGUGGGGAUGCUGGGAAAGCAACAGAGCGACGAGGACGUGAGAAGGCUGUUUGAGCCCUUUGGCAGCAUAGACGAGUGCACGGUGUUAAGAGGACCUGACGGCACCAGCAAAGGGUGUGCGUUUGUAAAGUUCCAGGGCCACUCUGAGGCCCAGGCUGCCAUCAACAGCCUGCACGGGAGCCGCACAAUGCCUGGCGCGUCGUCCAGUCUGGUGGUGAAGUUUGCCGACACGGAGAAGGAGCGGGGGCUGAGGAGAAUGCAGCAAGUGGCCUCCCAGCUGGGCAUCUUCAGCCCCAUGACGCUCAACUUCCCCGCCUACAAUGCCUACACGCAGGCGGUCAAUGCUCAGCUCGUCCAGCAGCAGGCCCUGGUCGCCCAGUCAGCGUAUUUGUCCCCGGUGGCGACAGUCGCUGCCGUGCAGAUGCAGCAGAUGGCGGCGCUCAAUGCCAACGGAAUCAUCGCCACGCCCAUCACGCCGUCCUCAGGGACAAACACUCCGCCGACUAUUGCAGCCACGCCUGUGCCAGCUCUCCCUCCUCCAAUAGGUGUGAAUGGCUACAGCACCGCGCCCACCAAUGGACAACAGGGAACCGAGACAUUAUACACCAAUGGCGUUCACACAUAUCAAGCUCAAAAUCCAGCAGCAGCCCUGGACCCGCUACAACAGGCCUAUGCUGGCAUGCAGCACUACACAGCAGCGUACCCUGCCGCCUACGGAUUGGUCGGCCAGCCGUUCCCCCAGCAGCCAACACUGGUUGCCCAGCAACACCAGCAGCCCCAGCAACAGCAGCAACGGGAAGGUCCGGAGGGAUGCAACAUCUUCAUCUACCACCUGCCUCAGGAAUUCAGCGAUUCAGAGAUGCUGCAGAUGUUCCUGCCCUUUGGCAAUGUUAUCUCGGCCAAGGUGUUUGUUGACCGGGCCACCAACCAGAGCAAAUGUUUCGGAUUUGUCAGUUUUGACAACCCAGCCAGCGCUCAGGCUGCCAUCCAGGCAAUGAAUGGCUUCCAGAUCGGCAUGAAGAGGCUGAAGGUGCAGCUGAAACGGCCAAAGGACGCCAACCGCCCGUACUGAGUUACGGCAGACGCGAGGGAGAACAGAUGGAUAAAGGUGACUUUCCCACUUCACCCCAGGUGGAAUUCCCGGAUGUGUGCUUUUCAGACUGCCCGCUGCCUUUGAGCAUCCGCCGAGUGCAUUCACGUACUCUCUCUCUCACACACACACACACACACAAACACUCAGACGCACACACACACACACACACACACA
Molecule: messenger RNA, 2223 nt
Organism: Nerophis ophidion (straightnose pipefish)
Lineage: Eukaryota; Metazoa; Chordata; Actinopteri; Syngnathiformes; Syngnathidae
Product: CUGBP Elav-like family member 3
Exons: 15
Coding region: 664-2028 (454 amino acids)
Biological process (GO): mRNA splice site recognition; regulation of alternative mRNA splicing, via spliceosome
Cellular component (GO): nucleus; ribonucleoprotein complex; cytoplasm
Molecular function (GO): mRNA binding
Source: RefSeq, a predicted model, not a curated record